This is a messenger RNA of Cephus cinctus (wheat stem sawfly), 1971 nucleotides long. Its product is annotated as alkylated DNA repair protein alkB homolog 8. Lineage: Eukaryota; Metazoa; Arthropoda; Insecta; Hymenoptera; Cephidae. Gene Ontology annotation, molecular function: S-adenosylmethionine-dependent methyltransferase activity. The record is from RefSeq and is a predicted model, not a curated record. Bases 167 to 1942 code for a protein of 591 amino acids. The transcript has 8 exons.
UUUAUUUUUUAGCAAACACGUGACUGGUACUUCCUUUUAAGUUUAGUUUCACUGAAGUAUUUCCUUCUCGUCAAAAGACACUUUACGUAAAAUUCGUUCAAUGCAUUCUUGCGAAUUUUUUUUUGAAAUUUGAACAACCCACCGUCAGCAAUCAUUUCUGGAAGUCAUGGCGUCUCGUCAAACUUAUAAAAAUGACAAUAAAAGUCUUAGAAAACAAAAGCGAGCACAACAUAGGCUCGUACGAGAUUUGAAUAUUAAGGCAUCGGAUUUGCCAACUCGGUUCCUUAUGGUUUGCAAUGCUGGACUGGUUACAGGAUUCAAAAGAGAAACUCUGGAAGAUAUCGUUGCUGAUAUAUUGCCUGUCUGCAAGCUGUCCGAAUGCAGUUUUGUCAUGCCUCCAGGAAAAUCUUACUGUUUCCUUGAUAUGGCUACUACACAGAAUUCAAAGAUUGUUUAUGAGAAAGUUCAUGGGUGUAUGAAACUUCCUGGAAAGACAACACCAUUCUAUUUGUCUUACGUAGAAUCUGUUCCUACAAUAGAGGAUGAUUAUAUGAAUGCUGCGUUACCUCCAGGACUAAAACUGAUAGAGGAAUUUGUUAGCGAGGAAGAAGAGGCAUCUCUUCUUAAUUCCUUAAAUUGGAACCAUAAUGACAAAACGUCCUCAGAAUUAAAGCUACGUCAAGUUCAGCACUUUGGAUUUGAAUUUCAGUAUAAUACAAAUCUUGUCGAUCCUGAGCAGCCUAUAGAAGCUAUUCCAAAGAGUUAUAAUUAUCUACAAAAACGAUUUGAAGAGCAUAAUUGUGGUCACUAUAAAUAUGAUCAAUUAACAGUCAACAAAUAUAUGCCUGGACAAGGAAUUCCGACACAUAUUGAUACUCAUAGUCCCUUUGAAGAUACAAUUCUCUCCUUAUCACUGGGAUCAGCCUGUGUUAUGAAUUUCAAAAAUGGCGAUAAAAAAACUACAGUAUUCCUUCCACCACGUUCCCUCUUAAUAAUGAGCGGCGAGGCACGUUAUGUCUGGUCCCAUGGAAUCUGUCGAAGACACAAUGAUGUAAUUAAGACAGAAAAUGGCAUCACCAUAAGACCAAGAACUACUCGGACGUCGUUCACAUUCAGAAAAGUUCGCAGAGGCGAUUGUCAAUGUGUCUUUCCAGAGUUUUGUGACUCGAAGCGCAAGAACGGUGCACAAAAAAUUAACGAAAAUAUAGCACCCAGUCUCGAAGAAUGCUACGUUCAUCAGGUUUAUGAAGAGAUAUCAGAUCACUUUAGUGAAACUAGACAUAAACAAUGGCCUAAUGUCAGUAAGUUUCUAGAUACAAUAGAAAAAGGAGGUUUAUUACUGGACGUAGGUUGCGGAAAUGGAAAGUACUUGGCUGGACGACCAGAUAUAAUUAAAGUUGGCUGCGACAGGAGCAAUUGUCUACUGGAAGUGUGCAGGAUGCGAAGCUUUGAAGUGUACUUAUCAGACUGUCUCUACCUUCCAUGUAAAGAUAAUUUAGUAGAUGCUGCUUUGAGUAUCGCUGUUAUUCAUCAUCUGUCAACGGAGUCAAGAAGGAAAAGGGCAAUUGAGGAACUGGUUAGAAUUCUACGACCUGGUGGCCGCUGUCUCAUUUACGUUUGGGCUAAAGAACAGAGGAGACAAUCUGUUCCGUCAACGUAUUUAAAAUUUUCUACCAGUCGCGACAAGAAUAUAGAGACAACAAAGUGCCACAAAGAGACAGCUCAUGGAGUUAUAUUACCAAUACAUGAGAACCGAACGGAAUUCGUUCAUGGAGAUGUUUUGGUACCUUGGAAGAGGAAAGAUGGUGGAAAUUUUUUGAGAUUUUAUCACGUCUUUCAAGAAGGAGAAUUAGUUGAGCUUUGUCAAAGUAUUGCUGAUGCUAAAGUAUGUGAUGUUUAUUAUGAUCAGGGAAAUUGGUGUGUAAUUUUAGAGAAGAUUUAGAUUAUUUAUAAUAAAUGAAGUAAAUUCCA